AUGGAUUCUCAAUCACAGAGCCACAGGAAGACGGCCGAGGACGGGGAUGAUCGAGGACGACCAAGGCACAUCCGGCCCAGACACAGUCGAAAUGACAAACGGGACCAGGAUAAUACCGAUGCCGGUGAAGGAGAGUCGUCGAGACUAUCUUGGAUGUCUGCUGGGCUCCUGUCUAGACAGACAUCCAAUACUCUGACUCGUCAGAAGAGUAUUCCGAACGACAGCCGGCCGGAGGAACGUCGAACAUUUGCGCAGAAGCUCCAUCUCUUCCCUCAUCGACCACACUCGUCCAACACUUCUCGUGACUCCUCGACCAACACGUCGUCGAGCUCUUUACCUUCAUUAGUUGAUCUAGCUGGUGGUGAGGCAGGCCCUCCCUCGAGCUCAAUUCCGGCCUCUACCUCAAACUCCGCCUCAGAUCCCUUCACUCAGUCUGUGACCACCCCGAGACAGACGGCCGAGACCGGCAAUGUCCCUCCUCUGAGUCCGCUGGCUGAAUUGCCGAUGGUCGCCCCCCGUGCCACAAUUCGCGGCCCAUCUCACGACCUUCCUGUUUAUCCAAACCAGUCCUACGCCAUGCUUCAACAACAGAUACACCCUACGCCAUACCGAUCACCAAUCCUACGUACACGAAGUUCCUAUCCAUCACACUCUGAUUUCUCCUUUCCACAACCAGCCACUCCUUGGGCGCGAGAGUCGAAUACCUCACCGAAUUCACGCACCGCCGGCAACACCCCAAUAUCUAGUCCUGGACUCUUUUCCGCACGGACGCCUCGCACAUCUCCCUCUAUCGGAUCGGAGGAUGGACACCCUGGUGCUCACCUACACCGAACUCAUAUGCAAGAACCCAAAGAGACACACACCGUCGAGGUGGAUCGCCACGAGCUCACCGGAAAUAAAUUAAUCAACGAGUAUGAAAUUCUCGAGGAGCUCGGACGUGGAGAGCAUGGCAAAGUCAAAUUGGGUCGCCACCUCAAGACUGCCCAGUCCGUCGCCAUCAAGAUUGUGCAACGAUACUCCAAGCGUCGACGCCUGGGUAAACUAGGAAAUCCGGAAGACAAGGUCAAAAAGGAGGUUGCCAUUCUCAAGAAGGCACGCCACCCUAACGUCGUCAGCCUCCUCGAAGUCAUCGACGAUCCGAACCAGCAAAAGGUUUACAUCGUGCUGGAAUACAUUGAGAACGGUGAGAUAGUGUGGAGAAAGAAGGGUCUGAAAGAGAUCGUUUUGGUUGAUAAGCAGAGACUUGAUCGUGAAAAACGAGGUAUUCCCGACUCUCUUUCUUUCAUCGAGAAUAGUCAACAGUUUAUCCAUAAUACUCAAUUGCGUCGACGGCAUAUAGAAGCCCUGCGUCAACGCCAAAAGGCUAAAAGCACUCAGAACAUCGGCGUUUCGGGCUGGAGCUUGGAGCAUGGCGGCGAAUCGGACAACGAGCUUGAUGCGGAUUAUCCUCCCAUAUCCAAAUUCCCGACAGCCUCAUCGACGCAUUCGCAAGAUACCCCUGAACUUCAAAUUUCUCCACAACACUCGAUAAUCUCGACGGGAGAAUUCGACAGACGCAUGCGGGAGAUGGCAGGCUUCAGCAGCGAUAGUGGUUUGUAUAACGGAUACGCAUCAGACCCGAUGUUUGCACGCCGGUACAGCAACGCAUCAAGCCAUCUAGCGUACCAGACCGAGUCUGACUGGCUAUCCGAUGACGAUGAUAUGGGCUAUGUACCCUGUCUAACACUUAGUGAAGCUCGUACUGCCUUCCGAGAUGCCGUCUUAGGGCUAGAAUAUCUGCAUUAUCAAGGUAUCAUUCAUCGAGAUAUCAAACCCGCCAACCUACUUGUCACAGGUAACCAUCGAGUAAAGAUAUCCGACUUUGGAGUAUCAUACCUUGGCCGUCCCAUCAGAGACGAGGACGAGGAGCAAGUUACCGAGACCGAUGCCACUGAAUUAGAUGAUGCUCGAGAACUAUCCAAGACCGUCGGGACUCCAGCUUUCUAUGCCCCAGAGCUCUGUUACACUGGUCCUGAAUGUGAACCCACCAUUGGAAAGGAUCCCAAGAUUACCGGUGCAAUUGAUGUCUGGGCCCUUGGAGUCACCCUCUAUGGAAUGAUCUAUGGGAGGUUACCCUUUGUCGCCGAUGAUGAAUUCAGUCUGUUCCAAAAUAUAGUCAGACAUGAUGUCUUCAUCCCUACCAAGAGACUAAAAGCCGUCGUAGCCGAUGAUCCGGUGGCUGAUCACCCCCACACUCACACCCAAAGAUCGCCCAGUGUGGGUAGUAGUACGCGCUCUGAGGGUGAGCUUGCCUAUGAAGAUGUUGAUGAAGAGCUGCGUGAUCUUCUGCGUCGCCUCUUAAUCAAAAACCCAACGAAACGAAUUACUCUGAAAGAAAUCAAACAUCACCCAUGGAUUAUUAGGGAUAUCCAGGAUCCAAAGACUUGGAUUGAAGACACUGAUCCCGGAUACCAGAGCAAAGGCAAGAAGAUCGAGGUAUCCAAUGAUGACGUUAUUCGUGCCGUUACCAAGAUGCCAUUUAUCGAACGGGUACGGUCAAACGUCGUUAAAUGGAGCGGUAGCAUAUUUGGUCGUAGACGGGCCCCUAGUUCUGCCGCAUCGGUCGAUACUGCACAGUCUGUCUCGUCAAGCAGCAACUUGACUAUCGGCAAGGAUAUCAUUCGAGAACUCAGACGGACUAGUUUACGAGGUGAUGAGGAGAUUACAAGAACCCCGAGAGCGGGCAGGGAGGGUGAGCAUCCAUUGUCCCAAAGUCUGGUGGUCAGCCCGGACCUACAGGCCGAUCUUAAACAUCCGGAUUACUUUGGUCGUGUGGCUACAUCACGAACAGCGCCAACAUCUGUGAACUGUUCUCCCACCCAGGAGCCUCGUCCUGACCUACCUGGACGCACCGUCUCCACUAUCUCCAGUGCGGGUUCGACAAAGACCAUCCGUCCUACCAACCUGGAAAUGUCAUUCCUUAACGAUGCCUCUGCUCCAGCAACCGGGGGCGAGCCUUUCAAUUCUUCAGCUGCCGGAAUGACCAUAUUCGGAGGAGCUAGGAAUAGAUUUGUUAAGAGUUUACAUCUUCGAGACAGGCGGCAUGAGAACUCUUUGUUCUCAGAAAAUGCGUCCUUCGAUGCAACCUGUCAUUCUACACCUAGCGUUGCCGUGUCCUCUGCCUCAGCUACUGGCCUAGUCAACCCGCCAGAUCUUGCCCAUGAGCCAAAUACCACACCAACGCCUCACGCAUCGCCGCGAAAAUACACCAUUCACAGACGGAGUAAGUCUCAUCAGCUUCGACAAGACGCAAAUCUCGCCGGACCACCACUUGCCCCUUUCCAUCGUGAUUUUUUCUUCCGUAGCCCCGACUCAACAGCCCAUCUAGGUGAAGAUAACGCAACCAUUGUCAACGUUGACAGAGAUGAUUUCCGCAUCCACACGUCGCCAGUACAUUAUUUAAACUCUCUAGAACCAGAGAGUUAUGAUGAUGACCCGUUCAAGUAUCAGCCAAUCGCCCGACCGAUCACAUCCCCUCCAUCGGCAAUCACCAUGUCCUCCUCGUCUAUGGAUGAUUAUAACAGUGAAAUGUCCCACUGCGCAUCACACCCUAGCAUACCAUCCGUCGUAUCUGGCGCCUCCUCUCUAUCCGCAGACGGCUUCUCAACAUAUCUCGUGGAUCAAGAUCAUGAGAAGAAUGAGAAGAAGAAAGAAAAAGAAUAUGGUACAUGUACAUGCCCGGUUGUUCACCCAAUGCUUCGAACAGGUGAUACUGUUACGGAUGAGUCUGCAAGGACGUCUACCUGUGACAAAGGACGAUCUCCUGCCCUCCCUGUAGAAACUAAUGAUGAUGACCAACGAUACCAUGGUGACGAUGAGGACGAAGAUGACGACUCUAGCGAUGAAGGAAUUACCUUUGGCAGACACAAGUCUAGCGUAUGA
Messenger RNA from Microsporum canis CBS 113480, 3921 nucleotides. RefSeq names its product serine/threonine-protein kinase ssp1. Lineage: Eukaryota; Fungi; Ascomycota; Eurotiomycetes; Onygenales; Arthrodermataceae. Gene Ontology annotation, molecular function: ATP binding; protein serine/threonine kinase activity. Gene Ontology annotation, cellular component: cytoplasm. Bases 1 to 3921 code for a protein of 1306 amino acids. The record is from RefSeq and is a predicted model, not a curated record. Gene Ontology annotation, biological process: intracellular signal transduction; protein phosphorylation. The transcript has 2 exons.